This is a messenger RNA of Tinamus guttatus (white-throated tinamou), 2607 nucleotides long. RefSeq names its product phosphatase domain containing paladin 1 (gene PALD1). Gene Ontology annotation, biological process: dephosphorylation. The record is from RefSeq and is a predicted model, not a curated record. NCBI's taxonomy places the organism in Eukaryota, Metazoa, Chordata, Aves, Tinamiformes, Tinamidae.
AUGGGGACAACGGCCAGCACGGCCCAGCAGACGGUGUCGGCGGCUGCCUUCGAGGCCGCGCGCGGCGCCAGCGCCAUGGAGGACCAGCGCUGCUCGAGCAUCCCCUCCUUCCAGGCCGCGGGGCUGCACAACAGCAAGGCCAAGUCCAUCAUCACCAACAAGGUGGCGCCCGUGGUCAUCACGUACAACUGCAGGGAAGAGUUCCAGAUCCACGAUGAGCUGCUGAAGGCCAACUACGCGGUGGGCCGCAUCUCGGACAGCACGCCGGAGCACUACCUCGUGCAGGGCAAAUAUUUUCUGGUUAGCGAUGUGUACAGUAAGUUGGACGUCUUGAACACCACCGGCAGCUGCGGCGCUCCGAAUUUCCGGCAAGCCAAAGGCGGCCACGCCGUGUUUGGCAUGGGGCAGCCCAGCCUCAAAGGCUUCAGGCAGAUGCUGCAGAAGAUCCAGAAGGAGGGACACAAGGAAUGUGUCUUCUUCUGCGUCCGCGAGGAGCCCGUGGUCUUCCUGCGCGUGGAGAGUGACUUCAUGCCCUACACGCCACGCGGCAAGGAGAACUUGCACGAAAACCUGCACAGCCUCCAGAGGGGGGUUAAGGUGGAAAACCUGGAGCUCACCAUUCGCAAAGAGCUCCACGACUUUGCGCAGCUGAGCGAGGGCACCUACUAUGUCUAAAACGACAUCGAGCACUUCAAGGACGAGCCGCAUGCCGUGAGGAUCCGGGGCGAGGAGGACGUCCACGUGACAGAGGAGGUCUACAGGAGGCCCAUCUUCACGCAGCCGUCCUACAGGUACCAUCGGCUGCCCUUGCCUGUGGAUGGUGCUCCUCUCGAGGCCCAGUUUGAUGGUUUCAUGCAGUUCCUCAGGGAGAGCCCCAACGUGCUGCUGCUCCGCGAGCCUGGCAGGCCCCCGCCGGCCCUGCUCUUCAGCUGUCAGACCGGUGUCGGCAGGACCAACUUGGCCAUGGCCAUGGGCACCCUCGUCCUCCUCCAGCACAAGGGAGCAACGCCGAAGCCUGACCUCCCCCAAGCAGCUAAAAUGCCGACAAGGGAAAGGUUUCGGGUCAUUCAGGCCUUCAUUGAGAUGGUACCAAAAGGUCAACAGAUGGUCGAGGAGGUGGACGGUGCUAUCGCCUGCUGCUCGGAGAUGCACGACAUGAAGGAAGCCAUCUACGAAUACAAGAAGAAGCUGGAAGGCAUCGGGGAAGACUACCAGAUCCAGGGUAACAGCACCAAAGAGUAUUUCCUCCAGAGGACUUUGCAGAGCCUUGAGCGCUACUUCUACUUGAUCGCCUUCGACUACUACCUUCACGAGCAGUACCCCCUGGGCUUUGCCCUCAGCUUCAGCAGGUGGAUGUGCCGGCACCCCGAGCUCUACCGGCUGCUGGCCAACAUGAACGUCUCGGAGCUCAGCGUGACGGCGGAGCUCCUAACCAAGGGGACGCGGGUGCUGGUGGCGGAUGAGCGCUUCUCCCCGGAUAUGCUGAGCACCAUCAAGGAGAUGAACGUGGCCAACUUCCGGCGGGUGCCCAAGAUGUCCGUCUACGGCACGGCACAGCCCAGCUCCAAGGCUCUUGGGAAUGUCCUGCGGUACUUGACCGAUGGCAAGAGGAAGCACUCGCACAUCUUGUGGAUAAACCUCCGGGAGGAGGUGGUCCUGGAAGGGAACGAACAGAUCUACACGCUCAGGGAACCGGGGAGCCUCGAGCAGCUCAUCACGGUGCCUGCAUCCUCACCCGAGCAGCUGGAGAAACUAGAGUCCACCCUGAAGAAUGACCUGCUGAAGUGCCAGAAGUGGCUGGAGGUUUACCUGGAGGCGGAGAAGCAGAUGAAGCUGUUCAAGAGCUGCUCGACCACGCAGGAGGUCUUCAACCAGCAGAAGACCACGUGCCAGGGCCUGACGUACCGGCGAAUCCCCAUCCCCGACUUCUGCGCUCCCAAGGAGCAGGACUUCGACCGGCUGCUGGAGGCCAUGAAGAGCAGCCUGGCUGAGGACUCCCAGGCAGCCUUCGUUUUCCACUGCCACAGCGGCCGGGGGAGGACAACCACCGCCAUGGUCAUCGCUGUCCUCACGCUGUGGCAUUUCAACGGCAUCCCCGAGAUGAGCGAGGACGAAAUUGUGAGCGUGCCCGACGCCAAGUACACCAAGGGAGAGUUUGAGGUGGUGAUGGAAGUGGUGCAGCUCCUGCCUGACGGCCACCGCAUGAAGAAGGAGGUGGACAUGGCCCUGGACACUGUGAGCGAGACCAUGACGCCCAUGCACUACCACCUCCGUGAGAUCAUCAUCUGCACCUACCGCCAGGGAAAAGCGGCCAAGGAGGAGCGGGAGAGGCAGAUCUUGCAGCUGAGGAGCCUGCAGUACCUGGAGCGGUACAUUUACCUGAUCCUCUUCAACGCCUACCUGCACCUGGAGAAGAAGGACUCAUGGCAGCGGCCCUUCAGCGCCUGGAUGCGCCAGGUGGCAGCCGGGGCCGGUGUCUACGAGGUGCUGAACCAGCUGGGCUUCGGCGAGCUGGAGCGCGCGGAGGGGCCGGCGCUGCGCCAGCUGCGGCACCGCUGGCGGGAGCGGAGCGGCGCCCCGCGGUCCUUCCGCGGGGAAUUCCUCUAG